CACGCCCGGUGUUCCUGGGAAAGGCUCCGGAUCCACCGCUCAUGUCUGUCCCUCAAGUGGCUCGCGUUGUAGGGAAGAAUUUGUGGCCUGGGUUUAUACCACUAUUGGCCACCAGAUGGCGCAGAAUAUCACCUGCACCGAGAAUUGCACCUUACACUAAUGAACAGAAAAGGGGGUGAAAUUCCAUCGUCCCUACUCCUCUCUCUUUCUCUCUCCCUAUCUCUCUCUUUCCCAUACACACACGCAGGAUAUUACUCAUUUGACUCGGUUUCAUUUUGAAUAUUAUGUUGAUGUAUUUCGUGUAUUUGGCAGCUGACAGACAGUCAGUCGGCGCGCGCGCGCGUGCUGGUCGCGAACGUUUUUUCCGGUCGACAGAGAAAAUGCCGGUUAUUUUUUUAAACUCGACCAUGAGAACCUCGUAACAUAACGGAAAAACGGGCACUUAAAGUUUAUAGAGGAAGAAGGCGGUUAAUAAGGGUGAUUAAUUCUCCAUCAUCACCAUAUCGAGCCGUGGACAGGUAAUGGAAAUCAAAAUAAUGGACGUGUUCCGUUAUGUGUAGAUAAUGACAGGUCUUUGGUGCUGACUGAAUUACUUCAGCGUUUUCCUUUAAUUAGCUUCCUGCUAGCUGAAUGUGUGUGACGCUGUAAUAGCUAUAGCUUUCAGAGUAUCUGAUAAUAGAGGAAUAUUCCUCACGGUGCUCUAGUCAAUUCAGUGUAACCAGAGACUAAUCAGCAAGAUGUUAAUGCUGUCCAGGGGUUACAUUACCCCUGAAUGGGGGGUAUUUAUGACCUGUAUUUUAUGGAAUGAAAUGUUAAAUGCUGUUGUAAUAGUGUACAUGAGCUGUGAGGGUUAAAACCCGCGGGGGGUUUGUUAACGCUGCUGGUGACGUCACGGCUUUGAUCUGCUCUACCGGAAACAACUGAGCUGCUACACUAUGAUACACAUCUCUUCAUUCUUUAGAUUAUUCCUCUUUUAAUGAGAUGAAUGUUACUUAUUAAUGUGUCUGGUAAUUCAUUCAUUCAUCUUCAGUGACAGCUCAAGAUAAGAUAAGAUAGGACAAGAUAGGGUAAGAUAAGAUACGAUAAAGUAAGAUAAGGUAAGAUAAGACAAGAUAAUGUAAGAUAUGGUGAGAUAAGGUAAGGUUAGACACGGUAAGAUAAGGUAAAGUAAGAUGAGUUAAGGUAAGAUAAGGUAAAGUAAGAUGAGGUAAGGUAAGAUACGGUAAGGUAAGAUACGGUGAGGUAAGAUAAGGUAAAGUAAGAUGAGGUAAGGUAAGAUACGGUAAGAUAAGGUAAAGUAAGAUGAGGUAAGGUAAGAUACGGUAAGAUGAGGUAAAGUAAGAUAAGGUAAGGUAAGAUAAGGUAAAGUAAGAUGAGGUAAAGUAAGAUAAGGUAAAGUAAGAUGAGGUAAGGUAAGAUACGGUAAGAUAAGGUAAGGUAAGGUACGGUGAGGUAAGAUAAGGUAAAGUAAGAUGAGGUAAAGUAAGAUACGGUAAGGUAAGAUGAGGUAAGGUAAGAUAAGGUAAAGUAAGAUGAGGUAAGGUAAGAUACGGUAAGGUAAGAUGAGGUAAGGUAAGAUACGGUAAGAUGAGGUAAAGUAAGAUAAGGUAAGGUAAGAUAAGGUAAAGUUAGAUGAGGUAAAGUAAGAUAAGGUAAGGUAAGAUAAGGUAAAGUAAGAUGAGGUAAAGUAAGAUAAGGUAAGGUAAGAUAAGGUAAAGUAAGAUGAGGUAAAGUAAGAUAAGGUAAGGUAAGAUAAGGUAAAGUAAGAUGAGGUAAGGUAAGAUACGGUAAGAUGAGGUAAAGUAAGAUAAGGUAAGGUAAGAUAAGGUAAAGUAAGAUGAGGUAAAGUAAGAUAAGGUAAGGUAAGAUAAGGUAAAGUAAGAUGAGGUAAAGUAAGAUAAGGUAAGGUAAGAUAAGGUAAAGUAAGAUGAGGUAAAGUAAGAUAAGGUAAGGUAAGAUAAGGUAAAGUAAGAUGAGGUAAGGUAAGAUACGGUAAGAUGAGGUAAAGUAAGAUAAGGUAAGGUAAGAUAAGGUAAAGUAAGAUGAGGUAAAGUAAGAUAAGGUAAGGUAAGAUAAGGUAAAGUAAGAUGAGGUAAAGUAAGAUAAGGUAAGGUAAGAUAAGGUAAAGUAAGAUGAGGUAAAGUAAGAUAAGGUAAGGUAAGAUAAGGUAAAGUAAGAUGAGGUAAAGUAAGAUAAGGUAAGGUAAGAUAAGGUAAAGUAAGAUGAGGUAAAGUAAGAUAAGGUAAGGUAAGAUAAGGUAAAGUCCAUGCAUUUAUCACGUCCAGAUUAGAUUACUGUAAUGCUUUACUAUCUGGAUGCUCGUCUAGAUGCAUAAAUAAGCUUCAGAUAGUUCAGAACGCAGCAGCGAGGGUCCUGACUAGGACUAGGAAGUAUGAGCGUAUCACGCCAGUCUUAUCUACAUUACACUGGCUCCCAGUAAGAUUCCGCAUCGAUUUUAAAAUAUUACUCCUAACUUAUAAAGCAUUAAAUGGUCUCGCUCCGCAGUAUUUAAGCGAUAUGUUAGUACCUUACGUUCCGCCGCGCCUACUUCGCUCUAAGGAUGCAGGCUGUCUAUCAGUACCACGCAUUGCCAAAACCACGGCAGGGGCAGAGCUUUCUCUUACCAAGCCCCAAAAUUAUGGAAUAGUCUCCCAGUUAAUGUACGUGAAGCAGACACGGUCUCAGUGUUUAAGUCGAGGUUGAAGACUUAUUUAUUUAACCUAGCAUUUAGCGACUAGUGUUUUUAUCAAAGGAGUAGAUCUGGGGGACUCGUGGAUGUUGAGUUUUAUCUCCACACGGUGACUGUGAGUGUACCUAACCACUUUCCUUCUCCUUCUGCCGAGCUACACUCCUGAGCUGCCGGUGAUCCAGACCUCCCCCCCUUCACUCUGGACCUGUCCACCGGCAAUGCUUCACACUGCCACGAAAACGCUUCAGCUGUUUUCCAUGGACUACACCAACACACAUUGUGCUCACACACACGCACACUACAGUGUAAACCCAUAUGAGGAUGGGUUCUCUGUUGAGCCUGGUUCCUCUCAAGGUUUCUUCCUAUCACCAUCUCAGGGAGUUUUUCCUUGCUACCGUCGCCCUGCUUGCUCAUCAGAGACAUCACACACACACACUUCACUUUACUUUUGUUUGUGUAAAGCUGGUUUGAGACAAUGACCUUUGUAAAAAGCGCUAUACAAAUAAAAAUGAAUUGAAUUGAAUUGAAUUGAAGUAAGAUGAGGUAAGGUAAGAUAAGGUAAAAUAUGUUAAGAUAAAAUGAGGUAAGGUAAGAUAAGUUAAAGUAAGAUGAGAUAAGGUAAGAUAAGGUAAAGUAAGAUGAGAUAAGGUAAGAUAAGGUAAAGUAAGAUGAGGUGAGGUAAGGUAAGAUAAGGUAAAGUAAAGUGAGAUAAGGUAAGAUAAGGUAAAGUAAAGUAAGAUGAGGUAAGGUAAGAUAAGAUAAAAUAUGUUAAGAUAAAAUGAGGUAAGGUAAGAUAAGUUAAAGUAAGAUGAGAUAAGGUAAGAUAAGGUAAAGUAAGAUGAGGUAAGGUAAGAUAAGGUAAAGUAAAGUGAGAUAAGGUAAGAUAAGGUAAAGUAAAGUAAGAUGAGGUAAAGUAAAGUGAGAUAAGGUAAGAUAAGGUAAAGUAAAGUAAGAUGAAGUAAGGUAAGACAAGGUAAGAACAGAUAAGGUAAGGUAAGGCAAGAUAAGAUUAGGUGAGAUAAGUUAAAGUAAGAUAAGAUAAGAAAAGAUGUACCUUUAUUGAUCCCCCGCAGGGGAAAUUCAAGUUGACACAGCAGCACAAGUAGGAGAAGUAAUAUCAAAGAAAAGAAUUUCCAUAUAUACCUAUACAUCAGAAGUAGCAUAAAAUAAAAAUAAUAUAAGAUGAAUAAAAAUAAUAAAAACUAAACAGGUAAUUCUACUUGCACAACAAAUACAACAAGCUACAAUUUAUUGUAGCAGUGCUAAAGUAAUAAAAUGUAGUAAUAAAAGUAAAAAAAAAAUAAAGAAAAAGAGUCAACGAGGGAAAAUUUGCUAUGCCGUGCUGCCACUCGCCGCGGCGCCCAUGCAGUGAAUGGCAGAUACAAUACAGGGUCACUUUGCUUUAAUCCCGAUCAGGGGCAGGAGACUGUCCUGGGUACACUGAGCACAAAAUAGGACAUAUCACCCUAGACUGGACACCAGUCCAUUGCAGGGCACCACACAUACUCACACACACACACACACAUAUUCAUACCUACGGACAGUUUGGAAUCAUCAGUCCAUCUAAUGGCAUGUCUUUUGGGAGGCGGGAGGAAACCGGAGAACCCUGAGGAAACCCACAGAACAUACAAAACUCUGUACAGACAGUAAACCGAGCUCAGGAUUGAAACAGGGACCCUGGAGCAUAUGAAGCCACAAUGCUACACACUGUGCCACUGUGCUGGCCUUAAAAUAAUUGUUUCUAAAAAUGAUUGCUAGCAUGAUGGAGAAGCUGCUGAAUCAGUGGUUGUGGUCAGAGGAGUUCUGGCUUCCUCCAACCAUUACGUGGCACGACAUUGAUGAAGGCACAACGGGGGGCAGUCGCCGUCCUCUUCCUCGCGACCUGCUUGUCGCGCUUCCUCUGGCACUGGGGUUCAUCGCUGUCCGCUUUGCUUUCGAAAGAGUGGUGGCUCUGCCCCUAAGCAGGAAGCUGGGAGUGUUUGAUAGGGUGCAGGUCCGAGUGCCGCCCAACCCCAAGCUGGAGGCUUUUUACAUGCAGAGGAAGAAACGCUUUACACAGAGUGAGCUCAUGGGCCUGGAGAAGCAUUGUGGCCUCACGCUGCGUCAGAUUCAGAAUUGGCUCAGGCUUCGCCGCAAGCAGGACAAGCCGAGCAACACCAAGAAGUUCUGCGAAGCUUCGUGGAGGUUUGUUUUCUACCUCAUCGCAUUCACAGCAGGACUCGCUUUCUUGAUUGAUACAGCCUGGUUUUGGGACCACCGUGAGUGCUGGCGUGGAUACCCCAAACAACCUGUGGCUGAGUCGCACUACUGGUACUACGUUCUGGAGCUCAGCUUCUACUGGUCGUUGCUGCUGUGUGUCUCUGUGGACGUCAAACGCAAAGACUUCAAGGAGCAGAUCAUCCAUCAUAUUGCCACCAUCUCACUGAUUAGUUUCUCCUACUGUGCCAACUACGUACGGGUUGGAACGGUUGUGAUGCUGCUGCACGACUCAUCUGACUUCUUGUUGGAGUCUGCUAAGAUGUUUAACUACGCUGGCUGGAAGAAGACAUGCGACAGCCUGUUUGUUGUUUUUGCUGUGGUUUUCCUGGGAACUCGCCUUUUUGUCUUUCCAUGCAGGGUGCUUUACUCAACUUUUGUGGAGUCACUGGAUUUCUUCAAGCCAUUCCCUGGUUAUUACCUCUUCAAUGGCCUCCUGCUGGUGCUGCAGGCACUGCACAUUUUCUGGGCUUAUCUCAUUCUGCGGAUGCUCUACAAAUUCAUCUUCUUGGGCAAAGUGGAGAGGGACGAGCGUAGCGAUGACGAGAGCGAUGUAGAGGAGGAGGGAGAGGACAAUGGCAUGGAGGAAGAGUGUUGCUGGGAGCAAAGCAAGGGAACCCUGAACUCCAAGCUCACCUCGCUGGCUGACAACUGUGUCCUCAACAAUCUGACCCAUCAGAGAAGAAACAGCAGACUGCCCAAAGCCAGAUAGUAUUCCUCCUCCACUUCACUGUUAAUGUUUAUUACAAGCCAUCAUUACAGAAAACGACACAUGAGAGAGUGACACAUGAGAGAGACACAGUUUUAACCCAAGGAAUAAGACAGGAAUUUCAGGUUUAAUAUAUUCUUGAAAUCUCUUUAUUUCUCAUGAAAGGUACACAGCUGCAGUCUUUACUGUUUUAAAGGGAUACUCCAUGCCUUUUUAACCUAAUCUCUAUCCAUUGCAUCUGUAGCGUAAGUGCAUUGCAGUUUCCACAUGCAUUUGCAAAUGCAGUUUGACACCUUUCACUGUACUAUUCGGAUGAAUAGUUUUUUUUAAGACUGGAGCAAAAAUUCAUCCAUUCUUUUCUCAGUACAGGAAAACUUAAAAUACUCGUCCAUGGUCUCGUCCAUGGCACAUACAACUCAGUAUAAAAAGGGGGUGUUAAUUGGGAAAUGUAUCCAACAUAUGGAAUGCAUUACACUCCUAGCAUGAAAUAAUAGCAUUUAGAAAAAAGUACAAACAAAAAUAACCCUACAAUUUAGGUGUAGCUCAGAAAACCUUUGUAUAUGAAUUAAAUGUCGUUUAAUUGUAUGUUCCUAAUGGAGUUAUUCAGUGUGAUAAUGUAGAAAAGACAGACAGCAGUUACGUAGCUUUUUCUAACAGAGAGAUACCUGCAUUUCAAUCUUUGCACUGUUGAAUUUUCACAACAGGACUCUCAAUGUGCCAUCAGGCUUACCUUCUUAAAGUAGUCCCAAUCAUUGCCAUUUUUUCCCCCUACAUAUUCAGAAGUUCAUACUUUAAAAUCUUUUUUUUUUUUUCUUUACCUGAGAAGACUCAGCCCCACCUAGUGAUGGACUCAGCACUGACCUGCCUGACUUGGCAACUUCUCUCUAUGAAAAAUGGCUUUCAUGAAUUAUUGAUUCGUGAGAUCUCAACGCUUUGCACUAUGCGGACCUGCUUGCUCAGCUCUUUCUGCAGUAACUGCAGCUCAGAUUGCCUUACAAGACCAAAAGAUUCCUUUUUGUGUCCACAUAAUAAUAGCAUUGCCAGAUAAUUUGGACUGAAGUGCUAAUUUUGCUAUUUUGCUUCUUUACAACAGAUUGACUUGGGAAACAGCUGGGAAUAAUAGUUCAAAUAGUAAUAGAUUAUCUUUUUUGUAGCUCAGUUUGUCCCCAGCUCCAACCAGCGUUUACAGGAAGUUCAGGAGCUUAUGGGAACAAAUAAUCCAUACCAACAUUUAAGCACAGUUUAAAACAUAUUGUUAUGCUGGUGGUCACAUAAUGGCCCCCUGAGUUCUUGAGUUUACUUUGCUUGAAGGGCAUUAACGAGGAAGUGGUUGGUAUUGGGCUAGCCAAUAGACAUUGCCCCUUCUACUGCAGGUGCUUGGCUUGUCUGAUGUUAUUUGCACUGUAGUUAUUAUUGAACUUUCUGCCUGAGAGCCAUUGUCUACAGGGCCUUGUAAUUAUGAAAUGUCUUAAGAGUACAAUGCUGGUCUGGGGUCAGUUUUGCCUUUAAUGACCUAACAAUAGUAAUACACUGUGGAGCUGGUCCUGGAUCAUCAUUCUCUGAGAGGACUGACUUAAACGUGCCCUUGGUCUUAAAUGGCUUGUAAUUUGUUCUGUGUAAAUAAUCUCAUUUACUUCAUUCUUUGUUUCAUUCUGAAGCACCAUCUUUGUUGUCAUUUAUGUUGCAAUGAUACCAGACAGGGCAUUUAUUUGUAAGUCUGUGGGGGCUGUAGUGGCGAUAUGCCACACCAGGUUGUACUUACUUUACCGUAAAUAAAUGUAAAAGUGCUAAAACAUCCA
Messenger RNA from Pangasianodon hypophthalmus (striped catfish), 7453 nucleotides. RefSeq names its product ceramide synthase 4a (gene cers4a). Lineage: Eukaryota; Metazoa; Chordata; Actinopteri; Siluriformes; Pangasiidae. Gene Ontology annotation, cellular component: membrane. Gene Ontology annotation, molecular function: sphingosine N-acyltransferase activity; DNA binding. The record is from RefSeq and is a predicted model, not a curated record. The coding region runs from base 4437 to 5657 and encodes 406 amino acids. The transcript has 11 exons. Gene Ontology annotation, biological process: ceramide biosynthetic process.